GCCCUUAGGGCUAAAUAUAUGUAUAUAUAUAAGCAUUAAAGCCGAUCGGUGUAAUUAAUGUUACUUUAUCCUCAAUAUUAAGGGCUAUAUUUAUCAUAUUUCAUAAAAAUAUAAAAAUAAAAAAGAGUUAAAGAGGAAAAUUCCCUCCAAGAAAAUUAUGUGUCAGUAAUUAGACCCAAAAAAAAAAACCAAAAAUAAAUACCGUAAAUAAAUAAGGGCUCAGAUUCAAAGGGCUAAAAUGAAAGGACAAGAUUAAAACCUAGGAUGAUUGACUCCCCUUUAAAAACCACUGUACGGACUAUGGAGUAAUAAUACGGAGUAGGAAGGUAAAUCGGUAAACAGGACAGAGGAAUUGAGCUGUAGUAAGAUUGCCAGAAGAAUAAGGAAGUGUGGAUAAGGAAGAGGAUUACAAUGGAGACCGAUUCGAGGAAUCAUGGAUUAAUGGAGAGUGGUACGAGGAAAUGUGAAUCAUCGAUGAGUGGUGCUACGAAACUUGGAUUGAUGGAGAGUGGUACAGAGAAAUGUAAAUUAAUUGGAAGCGGUAAGAGGAAACGCGGGCGGCCAAGAGGGAGUAAGAAUAGAGUAUUCAGUGAAAAGAGGUUUGAGUUUGAGUAUCAACAAGAGGAUACCAGAGAUCAUAUGAUGGAUGAGCAAAACAGUAAAAGCAGAGGUGAUCAGGUCAAAGAAGCUGCUCAAGUGCUGAAGGUGCGUUUGAAGGAUUAUGGGAACUCUCAUCUGAGGGUUCAUUGUCAUGUUAAAGCAUUUGGGAAAAUAUGCAAGUCCUUUGAUGAACGAAGGAAGAAGUGGGUGAGACAAAUGGGGUUUGGAGGGUUGCUUUUUCUGAUGGACAGCUGGCUUCCGAUGAACCUUUGCUAUUGGUUGAUGACCAGGAUGGAUCCCAUUAAUCAGCUUUUGAUAGCCCCAGAUGGACAUGAGUACAAACUAUUCAAGGAUCAAGUGAGGUGGAUCCUUGGCAUUCCAAAUGGCAGUAAGGUUGUUCCUAGGAAGGUGACAAAUACAGAAAUGAGAAGCAAAGUCAGUGACAUUGAGAGGAAAUUUGGGAAAGAAUGGGCGAUUAAGCAGAAAAUGAGUGGGAGAGUUAACAAACAGAAGGGAAUAGUUAUAGAUGGUGCCUUGCUUGAAAAAGCGAAGGGCAGUUGGGAAGAAGAGGAUGAAGAGGACUUCAAGACUCUUUUCUUGAUCUUGGCAUUGCAUAUGAUUCUUUGUCCGCCACUAUCUUCCCACUUCGAUAAUGAUUUGAUGCCUGCAUUAUCAUGUGCUAAGCAAGCAUGGAACUAUGACUGGUGUGGAUUGGUGUUGGAGAAGCUUUUGGACAGUGGCUACAAAUUUGGAAACAAGUUCUAUGCUGAUGGAUUUGCAAAAGGAUGUGGAGGGUGCAGUAUUUUCCUAGCAAUAUUUUACCUAGACCGGUUACAUAGAGAUCCCGUGAUGUGGGGGAAAUGGCCGAGAAUCAAAGCAUGGACAAAGGAGGAGAUGGUGAAAGCUGAGAUGGAAGAUCGAGUUCUGAAGGGGGAUUUUGGCAAUACAGGGUGCAUAGAUGUAGCAUAUGGUGAAGAACACCCUUGGGAGGCUAAGGAGGAUGACUUACCAUCAUUUGCUGAGGAGGGAUUAGGACCUAUUCGAUCCCAAUGGACUCAAGAAGAGGAAGCAAGUUUGGAACGUAGUUAUGUAGGUUACAACAGGGAGAAACUGACAUCAGAAAUGAAUCCUGUGCUGUGCAAAUUGGUUAGAGAUAAAAUAGAAGGAAGUCUCCUGGCUAGUGUGCCUAAUAAGUUAGCUCAGACUACAGAGGACCCCAUUCUUUCCAUGGUGGUAAAAGGGGGGCAACCUUCACAAUCAGGAGGAAAUUCAAUGGAUGAUGAUGCUCGGGAAGAGGUGUCACAGCCUCAGAAGGGUCCUACUCUGUCAUUGAUUGAUCAUGGUAAGCAUAGCUCAUGUUGUGCGAUUUCAUUAUUCAAUGCUGAUGUGAGGCCUAUUGAGGAGGGAAAACAAAGUGAGGAUUAUGAGGAAGAUAGUAACAGAGAUGGUAGAAUUAUACCAUUGGCUAAAGAGGUCUUAGAGAUUACUAAAUGUGCAAUGGUGAUGGAGCCUAUGGGUGGAAGCGGUGGAAACAUUAUGCCAUCUCCUACUCCAUUUGAAGUGACAAUCACAUCACAUAAUUUAGAUGGGAGUGCAGAUCAUAAUAUCAAAGGGGCUCCUAGCUGUUUAGCUUCCUCGUGUAAUGUAGAUGUGGAUUUAGUGAAUGGUUCACUUGAUAAUCCUGUGAUAAUCAAGGAUGACGAGGCAAGUGAAAAGAAACAUUGCGACUUUGACCCCUUCGAAGUGGUUAGUUUUGAACUUGAAUGUAGGAUAAGUAAGCUUGAGAGUGAUAUUUCUGGGAUGAAAGCAGCUAAGUCAGGGUUCAAAGCAAGGUCUAGGAAGGGAUUUGCGCGUCAUUAAAGUGGUAUAGUCAAGUGUCCUGGUUGUAAGCUUCUGAUUCUGCAAGGCAACUGAUCAGUGACCAAAAGGAGAAAAGGUAGUUGUUUUGGUAAGCUUCUUCAUGUCUAGUUCUGGUUUGUAUGUGUUCUGGUUCAAAGCAAGUGUCUCGGUGCUUUUAUGACACAACCAACCAGGUGAGAGGAAUGAAGGUUUGUUUAAGUUCAUUUUCAAUUGUAUUAGCUUAAAAGCAUUUCGUGGGACAUGUACAUUACUGAUAAUUAAUGCAAAGAUCAUGAGUUCUUUGCUCCCUUUGUUUCUUUUCUUUAGGUGUUCUGUAUAGCUGUUUAAGGGAAAGAAAUACCAUAUCUUGAUGACUACUAGACUACGAAAAAUAGCAAGAAAUACUGCGUACUCCAUCUUUUCUUAAAGAAAGGUGA
Chenopodium quinoa (quinoa) is the source of this 2876-nucleotide messenger RNA. RefSeq lists its product as uncharacterized. The record is from RefSeq and is a predicted model, not a curated record. The coding region runs from base 412 to 2460 and encodes 682 amino acids. The transcript has 7 exons. Lineage: Eukaryota; Viridiplantae; Streptophyta; Magnoliopsida; Caryophyllales; Amaranthaceae.